UUGAGGAAGAAGAUGUUGGUACACAAUAUUAGCGAUAGUGUAAUCCUACCUUCUAAUACUGCCCAAGAGACCACACCAGUAUCUACUCCAGCUAGCACAGAAUCAGGGAAAGAAACUACAGACACUUUUUCCGAUGGUCUAACUAUUGAUGAAACCUUGUUAUCAAAAAGUAUGGAUUACACAAUGACGGAAGUUGUCUCUAUUCAGGACAUGAGAGACAUCAUAGAACAGCUACGAAUGGACCUUGCCACAACACAAAAUGAACUUGAAAACAUUAUUCUAGACAAUAACGACCUCCGUUCACAAGUGACCAAUCUUAUCAAAGAAAAUAACACAUUAAAGGCUUUUCUAUCCAAAACACCACCAAAGAAAAGUAAAUCAAAUUGUAGCACCAAAAAGAAAAUUAGAAGUUCCCCACGAUAUUCAGAUGUAAAUAUAAUAGCCACACCGCCCAGAGCAUCCAGUGACAACAAGACAGAGGAAUUCUCUAACAGGAACAUCCUAACCCUCGAGCAGAAUCUUAAAGAUCUCGAGCUGCAACUGAAGUUAGCCAAAAAUGAAAUAGCGGACCUUAAUAAUCAAAUCAUAACCCUUCAAAAGGCAGUCCAUGCUAAAGAAUUCGAAGAAUCCUCGCUAAUUCAGCACACGAUUAAUUUAAACUCAGAAAUUGAUAAAACAUCUAUAAAUUAUAUGAUAAAAGUUGAAAAUGAUAUAGCACGCGAACCUUCAAAUUUUUGGAAAUACGUGAAAGAAAAACGAAAGAAUAGACAACAGAAUAAGGAAUUUGUGUAUAAUAAUAGAACUUUAGAAGGGCAGCAAGCUAUUGAUGCAUUCGCGCAGUAUUUCAGCUCAGUUUUUCAACCUGACACUCCAUUCUUAAAUGCAGAGGCAGCGAAACGCGAUGCAAUGUACGCAGACUGUGUAACCAAAGUCAGUAUUAAUAUUAUUAAAGCUUCAGAUCUACGAUGGGCAAUACGCCGUCUUAAGGCAUCGGCAGCUUGUGGCUCUGAUAACAUACCUUCGUUUUUAAUAAAGGACUGUAUGGCAGUUUUAGAGGAACCAUUACUGUAUGUCUACAAUCUCUCACUUCAACAAUGCCUCUAUCCCAAUGCAUGA
Molecule: messenger RNA, 1116 nt
Organism: Parnassius apollo (apollo)
Lineage: Eukaryota; Metazoa; Arthropoda; Insecta; Lepidoptera; Papilionidae
Source: the annotation of a GenBank genome assembly